Aegilops tauschii subsp. strangulata is the source of this 5568-nucleotide messenger RNA. Its product is annotated as calcium-transporting ATPase 3, plasma membrane-type. Gene Ontology annotation, cellular component: plasma membrane; intracellular membrane-bounded organelle. Lineage: Eukaryota; Viridiplantae; Streptophyta; Magnoliopsida; Poales; Poaceae. Gene Ontology annotation, biological process: DNA repair; calcium ion transmembrane transport. Gene Ontology annotation, molecular function: ATP hydrolysis activity; ATP binding; damaged DNA binding. The record is from RefSeq and is a predicted model, not a curated record.
AAAAAAAGGUCGGGCGGAAGAAAAUCUCGCCGCUUUCCCUUUUUUAUUUCGCGCGCGCCAUAACGCUGGCGGCGGAGCUCUGACCUCCUCUCGCCGGAGGAUAAUCCCCUCACCGUCCCUCCUCUCCUAAACGCACCUAAUCCCGGGCGGAGAGGACCUCAGCCGGCGCCCGGCGCGCCUCUCCAUUUCCUUCUCUUGUUCGCUCCGCGCCGGGUGUGGGCGAGACCUCCCACCAGCACCGCAGCGAUGUCGUCGGCGGCGGGGACACCAUCGGACUGCGGAGGGCAUAGGCCGUGGCAGUCAUACCACACCGCCUACACCAACGCCAAAGCUGGAAUGGAGGGAGUUGACAGAGAGAAGGUGCAGAAGGUGAUCUAUGAAAUGAGCAAGGGUUCUAAGUAUUUCGAAAAUGAGCAGAAGAAGGAGGCGAUUACCAAGCUUAAAAUUGAGCAUCUGCGCGCACAGUGUGCAAAGUUAACUGAUAAUGACAUAUCACAUUUUCAGAAGGUUGCUGAAAAGAAAAUUUUGGAGUUGGAAGCUUCACGGGAUCUUUCAAAGAUAUGGCUCCACACGGACAUGGACGCCUUCUAUGCUGCUGUUGAGACAUUGGAAAAUCCAUCCUUGAAGGGAAAACCUUUGGCAGUAGGUAGCAUGUCUAUGAUAGCUACCGCCAGUUAUGAGGCACGAAAGUUUGGAGUUCGUGCAGCGAUGCCUGGUUUUAUUGGAUGUAAACUGUGUCCUGACUUGGUUUUUGUCCGUCCAAAUUUUGGAAGAUACACUCAUUAUAGUGGAUUGGCAAGAAAAGUUUUCCAGAGGUAUGAUCCCAACUUCUUUGCAACGAGUCUAGAUGAAGCAUACCUCGAUAUUACAGAAGUCUGCAGUGAGAGAGGCAUUACAGGCGAGGAGGUUGCUUCUGAGCUUAGGGAUGCCGUUCACCAAGAAACUGGUCUAACAUGUAGUGCUGGGGUUGCUCCAAACCGCAUGAUUGCAAAGGUUUGCUCUGAUAUUAACAAGCCUAAUGGACAAUUUAUUCUGCCAAAUGACCGUGAUGCUGUGACGACAUUUGUAUCAACGUUACCUAUAAGAAAGAUAGGUGGUAUAGGUAAGGUAACAGAACAGAUGUUACACCAGGUUCUUGGCAUCAGUACAUGCCAGGAGAUGCUACAAAAGGGUGCUUUCUUAUGCGCCCUUUUUUCUGAAGGCUCAACAGAUUUCUUUCUUUCGGUUGGCCUUGGAUUAGGAGGCACAGAAACUCCUGAGCAUAGGCUAAGAAAAAGUAUGAGUUGCGAGCGAACUUUCUCUGCAACAAAUGAUUCCCAUUUGCUUUUCGAGAAGUUAGAUAACCUCGCCGAAAAUUUAGCUGAUGACAUGCAAAAGGAGUGUUUGAAGGGAAGAACGCUAACACUCAAACUAAAGACUGCAGCUUUUGAGGUUAGGACGAGAGCAGCAACUGCACAAAACUACAUCAGCUCCAAGGAAGACAUCCUGAUCUACGCUAAGAAGUUGCUCAAGGCUGAAAUGCCUCUUUCUUUGAGAUUGAUGGGGUUGCGAAUGUCUCACUUCAGUGGUGAGAAGGAUGAUUCAACUAGCCCAACACAAAAGACACUAGAUCGGUUUUUUCAUUCCUCGGAUAUUAACUCAAAUACCAAUGGAACGAAUGGCGCAAGUUGCAUUGAUGUCUCAGGAGGGCAUAACGAUUGUAAUGAUGCAACAACGAAGGACGAGUGUUCGAUACAUGAUGCAGAGAAAGAUGUCUCCAUAGAUCAACAGCCCUCACAUGAAGAGAACUCAUCUGUUGCAGAAGGAGCGAGCUCGGUCAAUUAUGAUAACGAGGCCGCCUCAAGCAGUUGGAAGGUUACACAGACCGAGAAGUUUGAUGAGUUGGGCGACUUGACAAGCUCCAAAGCUUGUGCUUCGUCGAGUAAACCUGGUCAGCAUUUCUGGGUAGAUGGCUAUAUUUGCUCCCUCUGCGGAUUUGAGCUGCCUCCAUGUUUUGAGGAGGAAAGGCAGGAACAUUCGGAUUUCCACUUGGCUGAAAUGUUGCAGCAGGAAGAGGCGGUAGACAGCACAGCCCGCCUCUCGAAGGAAAGGUUAGCUGAACGGCCAUGCUCUACUAGCACACCCACGCCCAAGAAGAAACUCAAGUCCUCCAAAGAGGGAAAACAUAUACCCAUUGAUUCUUUCUUCCUCAAAUGUAACAAGAACUCUGUAAUUCAGCUACCUCGUCAUACUAACUUAACUGGGAUGAAUGUUGUAUAUGUAUUGCAGGAGAAGCUGCAGGUUGCUGCAUCCGCAUCCAAAGCCGCCGUGCAGCUACAAAAUGGUCUUUCACUCCAGAGCAGUCAGUAUGUCGUCCCUGAAGAUGUUAGAGCGGCAGGGUUUCAGAUCGACGCCGAUGAACUGACAUCCAUUGUCGAAAGCCGUGACACGGAAAGGCUGACCGAGCACGGCCAGUUAGACGGGAUUGCGGACAAGCUAGCGACGUCGUUGACCGAUGGGAUAAGCACGCGUGAGGGCCUCUUGGGGCAGAGGCAGGAAAUUUAUGGAGUAAACAAGUUCGCUGAGAGCGAGCCUCGCAGCUUCUGGGAGUUUGUAUGGGAUGCACUGCAAGACACCACUCUGAUAAUCCUUGCUGCAUGUGCUUUUGUCUCUUUGACUGUCGGCAUCGCCACGGAAGGCUGGCCGAAUGGCUCCCAUGAUGGCAUCGGAAUCUUCGCGAGUAUCAUCCUGGUUGUUUCUGUCACCGCGACAAGUGACUACCAGCAGUCUUUGCAAUUCAGGGACCUGGACAAAGAAAAGAGGAAAAUUCUUGUUCAGGUUACAAGGGACGGGUUCAGACAAAGGACAUUGAUAGAUGAUCUUCUUCCCGGUGACGUUGUCCAUUUAGCGGUUGGAGAUCAGGUUCCUGCAGAUGGUGUAUUUAUUUCCGGGUUUUCUCUGUUGUUGGAUGAGUCCAGUCUAACUGGAGAGAGUGAGCCUGUCGAUGUAAAUGAAGACAAGCCUUUUCUUUCAUCAGGGACCAAAGUCCUAGAUGGGUCUGGCCAAAUGCUGGUUACAGCGGUCGGGAUGCGGACACAAUGGGGAAAGCUAAUGGCUGCCCUCACUGAAGGUGGGAAUGAUGAGACUCCGCUUCAGGUUAAACUUAGUGGAGUUGCAAAUAUUAUUGGGAAAAUCGGCCUGUUUUUUGCUGUGUUAACUUUCAUUGUCCUCUCCCAAGAGUUAAUUGGCCAGAAAUAUCAUGAUGGGCUUCUUUUGAGCUGGUCAGGAGAUGAUGUUUUAGAGAUAUUGAAUCAUUUUGCUGUCGCGGUUACAAUUGUUGUCGUUGCUGUGCCUGAGGGGUUGCCAUUAGCAGUCACACUGAGCCUUGCCUAUGCGAUGGAGAAGAUGAUGAAUGAUAAGGCACUGGUCCGGCAGUUGGCUGCCUGCGAAACUAUGGGAUCAGCCACAGUCAUUUGCAGUGAUAAGACAGGAACACUAACAUCCAAUCGCAUGACUGUUGUUAAGGCCUGCAUCUGUGGGAACACCUUGGAAUUUAACGAUCCACUUUCUAGUUUGUCUUCAGAACUCCCAGAAGUUGCAGUAGAAACUCUUCUAGAAUCCAUACUUACCAACACUGGUGGUGAAGUCGUGAUUGACCAAAAUGGAAAGCAAGAUAUAAUAGGUACCCCUACCGAGACAGCUUUGUUGGAAUUUGCACUGUCAUUAGGUGGAAACUACAAACAAAAACGGCAGGAAAGUAAGAUUGUCAAAGUGGAGCCUUUUAAUUCAGUAAAAAAGAGGAUGACUGUUAUUCUCGAGCUUCCUGGAGGAGGGUACCGUGCACAUUGUAAGGGUGCUGCAGAAAUAGUAUUGGCUGCCUGUGAUAAGUUCAUAGACGGCAGCGGUAGUGUUGUUCCCCUUGAUAAGAAAACUGCCAACUUGCUCAAUGAUACCAUUGAAACCUUUUCGAGUGAAGCUCUUAGGACACUGUGCCUUGCCUACAGGGGAUUGGAAGAUGGCUCUACUCAAGAGGAAAUACCACUGCAAGGAUACACAUUCAUUGGCAUUGUUGGUAUUAAAGAUCCUGUGCGUCUGGGUGUCAGGGAGUCUGUGGCAAGUUGCCGGUCUGCUGGCAUUGCAGUUAAAAUGGUUACAGGGGACAAUAUUAAUACAGCAAAGGCAAUUGCCCGUGAAUGUGGUAUACUUACUGAUGGCGGUCUUGCUAUUGAAGGUGCUGAGUUCAGAGAGAAAACACCUGAAGAACUCCUUGAGCUGAUUCCCAAAAUGCAGGUACUAGCCCGGUCAUCGCCACUUGAUAAGCUUGCACUUGUGAAGUACUUGCGCACAACUUCCAAUGAAGUUGUCGCUGUGACUGGUGAUGGCACUAAUGAUGCACCUGCGCUGCGUGAGGCAGAUAUUGGACUUGCCAUGGGCAUUGCAGGGACUGAGGUGGCGAAAGAGAGCGCUGAUGUCGUGAUUCUGGAUGACAACUUCUCCACGAUUGUUACUGUUGCGAAAUGGGGACGCUCUGUUUACGUCAACAUCCAAAAGUUUGUGCAGUUCCAGUUGACUGUUAAUAUUGUUGCAUUACUAGUCAACUUCUCCUCCGCUUGCUUUACAGGAGAUGCGCCGCUGACAGCCGUUCAACUUCUUUGGGUGAACAUGAUCAUGGACACCCUAGGUGCACUAGCACUUGCCACCGAACCACCUAACGAUAACUUGAUGGAGAAAGCACCCGUAGGAAGGACAGGGAAGUUCAUCACAAACGUGAUGUGGAGGAAUAUUCUGGGGCAGUCGUUGUACCAAUUCACCGUCAUCUGGUACCUACAAAGUCAAGGGAGAUAUGUGUUUGGGCUUGAAGGCUCCGAGGCUGACACUGUCCUAAAUACAAUCAUAUUCAACACUUUUGUCUUCUGCCAGGUGUUCAAUGAGGUCAGCUCAAGGGAGAUGGAGGAGAUCAAUGUUCUGAAGGGAAUGUCGGAGAACUCUAUUUUCGUGGGCGUUCUCACCGGCACUGUCGUCUUCCAGUUCAUCCUGGUCCAGUUCCUGGGUGACUUUGCCAACACCACCCUGCUGACCCAGCUCCAGUGGCUCAUUUGCAUCCUCUUUGGCUUCCUUGGAAUGCCCAUUGCCGCCAUGAUCAAGCUCAUUUCCGUAGAACCUCAUGAAGAACACGACGGUUAUGGAAAGUUGUAGACUAGAGCAAAAUAUCAUCAACAUAUAUAUAUCAUGGUAAGCUGAUGCUGGCCAGUGAUUUCUCAUGAUCAUGGAGUCUGAACAAUAGUGUCCCGUGAAUCAAGAAUCGAAGAUUGACACCGUACCACGAAGAAACAUCCGACUCGAUGCCACUUCCUGCAUGCCCCAGAUCAGACAUGCAAUGCAGAUUAAACAGCUGCACUUGAAAACCAAGGCAAAUGGUAAAUUGCCCAGCGCAAAAUAACUUAAUACAAAUAUGGCACACUAACUUUGCAUUAUGAUGUUUCAACUGGUGUAGGGGUAGACCUCAUGAGAUUGUACAUAUGUAAUACUAUUGUUACACCAAUGAUUACAGUGAUUCAUUGUUAAAAGAAGCUGAUUCAUUCGAACAAA